GAAGCUUGGGGCUCGUUACUUCUUUACUCUUUCAUCAACAAAGGUUCCCUCUGGUUACUGCCUGUUUGGUCUUGCACAUUCUUCUUAGAUGUAGAUAGCAUAAAAAGAAAAUGCAGCAUCCGCCAAAACACUACCUCUUUACGGUUGUAGCAUUAACGUUGAUAUCCCAAUUCCUACCUGUGGUCUUUACUGCCAACCCUUGCCGCGGCAUCUGCGGCAGCAUUGCUAUAAACUACCCUUUUGGAGUCGACGAUGGUUGCGGUGCGCCGCAAUACAGGCAGAUGCUGAACUGCACCAACGACCUCUUCUUUAUAACCACUUCCGGGCGCUACAAGGUCCAAUCUAUUGACUACGAGAAGAGAACCAUGGUGGUGUACGAUCCGGCCAUGUCCACAUGCUCGAUACUACAACCCCACCAUGACUUUGUCAUGACGGAUAUCCAAGCUGUUAUUAUCCCGCCAACUUCAGACACGGUUUUCGCUCUCCUGAAUUGCUCCAUCGACUCCCCGGUACUGAACCACUACAAGAAUCUUUGCUUCAACUUCUCCGGUCAUUCCUGUGAUGAGCUUUACGGUGCGUGCAAUGCUUUCAGGAUUUUCCAUUCGCUGACAAACAGUUCUCCUCCGUGUUGCUUCACGGGGUAUGACACGGUGAAGUAUAUGAGCAUGAACAUCUUGGACUGCACGCAUUACACUACUGUCAUUAAUACUGAUAGUUUGAAGGGUGUUGGACCUCCGGAUUGGGUUUACGGGAUCAAACUGUCUUACUCAGUGCCGGACACUGGAUGCGAGCGCUGCACUCGAUCCGGUGGGGCUUGCGGCUACGAUACUGAGACUGGAGGGAUGAUGUGCCUCUGCUCUAGUUCUAUGAAUGCUACGAGAGAGUGCGCUGCAGGUAGCAUUGCAGAUCUAGGAGAAGGGAAAAAGCUUGCUUUAUGGACAAAUAUUCAUGCAUAUGCCUUGCUGCUGGGAGCAUUUGUUUACAUAAUCUUGUAAUGCUGCAGCCUUUUCUUCUCCUUCCUAAAGUUUUGUGUAGUGCUUGGAAGGCAAACCACUUGAAAAUUUCGAACCUAAUAGGUUCAAAACAGUCAAGAAUUUGAGUAGCUAGAUGCUUUUAUCGAAAUUUUGCAAUGUAAAGCGAUUGAUUAAAAGGAAUCUGUCAUGACCCUGAAACUCCCCUGCAUUCAAAUUCUAGCAA
Theobroma umbraticum is the source of this 1197-nucleotide messenger RNA. RefSeq names its product wall-associated receptor kinase carboxy-terminal protein. The record is from RefSeq and is a predicted model, not a curated record. Gene Ontology annotation, molecular function: polysaccharide binding. Lineage: Eukaryota; Viridiplantae; Streptophyta; Magnoliopsida; Malvales; Malvaceae.